AUGGAGCUAGGCUGUGAAUGGUACUUGGAAAUAUCUCAACAAAUUUUGGAUAUCAUCUUUGGGAUACAAACGAGUGGAAGAGAUCAUAUGGGUAAAGACGAAUCAACUUCCACUCAUUUGGGGAUAAGUGAUAAUGGUAAUGGGCUUUUAAGCCGUGGAAUAGUUAAGAAGAAGGAUUGGAGUAAUGGAGUUUUGUUGGUUAGUAAAGAUCCUGAGAAUUUGAGGGAUAUUGCGUUUAGACAGUAUGCGAUUUUGGUUAAGUGA
Molecule: messenger RNA, 264 nt
Organism: Arabidopsis thaliana (thale cress)
Lineage: Eukaryota; Viridiplantae; Streptophyta; Magnoliopsida; Brassicales; Brassicaceae
Product: spindle pole body component
Exons: 2
Coding region: 1-264 (87 amino acids)
Source: RefSeq, marked reviewed